Biomphalaria glabrata is the source of this 2859-nucleotide messenger RNA. RefSeq names its product neuronal calcium sensor 1. The transcript is spliced from 9 exons. Gene Ontology annotation, molecular function: calcium ion binding; calcium sensitive guanylate cyclase activator activity. NCBI's taxonomy places the organism in Eukaryota, Metazoa, Mollusca, Gastropoda, Planorbidae. The coding region runs from base 910 to 1485 and encodes 191 amino acids. The record is from RefSeq and is a predicted model, not a curated record.
UGUUAUUUCUUCCACUUAUUAUCACUCUUUGUGUAUAGCCGGAGUACGACUUCUCUUUGUUCAGCUUUGUUUUUUCCGAUUGGUAUUCUCAUUCGAAGGCUGUGUUUACGUAAGAUUUUUUUCUUUCCAGACGCUAAGUUGCGCGUUGUUCAGGUCGACCUACACUAAACAUACAACAACAGAGAUGGUUGUUCGCCCGCGGCCUUUGAAAGAAACUUCUCAAGGCCGGCUCUAAUUCUAUGCUGCCAUGGCCUCAACCUGAUAACCCCAAGUGGCCAGGUGAACUGAACUACCAGCAGACGGCAAGAUUGCACGUGAUCUUUGUUCUUAGGAAAUAUUUGUUCUAAAAAAAAAAAAGUGCUAAAAGUGCUAAAAUAUUACGGAAGUACAACCAAAACCCCAGUUCAACCUUAUGGUCUAACCGUGGGAUAACAUGCCUUGCUGGUGAAUAUAAAUAAAAUGUGCGCAUCGCGUUGAAACACGUGAUGCAGGAUUCACAAGAUGGCAGGAGCAGACGACUGAGUCUUUGGAUUAUCUUAUUUACAUUCCAGUAGAGUGUCCAGUUUUUUUUUUUCUUUCUUUCUGGUUUGAACCUCAACAAGCCAAUUAGGCAAACGGAAAGGGAGAUAACAAACGCAAAAAAGAAAGCAAAAAGAGGCUGCAGUUUUCAAAUUAUAAAAAAAAAAAAAGGAUUCUGUUCAGGGGAGAAGAAAAAACACGUGGGAAAAUACAGUUGUACAGGAGAGGGAGGGAAAAGCGCGGGGAAUUCAAGGGAGGAUACUGACGAGGUGAAGUGACGUCACAGUAGUCUGUCUUGUGAAAGAGACGCGUCAUUACUCACCUCAAGCUUGACCUAAAAAAAAAAAAUUUGGUAGAAAAAAAAAAGGUAUUUGCUCACGAAGUGAAACCAUGGGAAAACGAGCGAGUAAGCUCCGACCUGAGGAGGUAGAGGAGCUGAAGUCACACACGUACUUUACAGAGUCAGAGAUCAAACAGUGGCAUAAAGGAUUUAGAAAAGAUUGUCCUGAUGGAAAAUUAACGUUAGAGGGCUUCACUAAGAUCUACCAACAGUUUUUCCCGUUCGGUGACCCGAGCAAGUUCGCCAACUUUGUUUUCAAUGUGUUUGAUGAGAAUAAGGAUGGGUUUAUAUCAUUUAGUGAAUUUUUACAAGCUCUGUCUGUGACGUCAAGAGGAACGGUAGAAGAAAAAUUAAAAUGGGCCUUCCGUCUGUAUGACCUUGACAAUGACGGAUAUAUAACAAGAGAAGAGCUCUUAGACAUCGUGGAUGCUAUUUAUAGAAUGGUGGGAGAGUCUGUUACAUUACCAGAGGAAGAGAACACUCCAGAAAAAAGAGUCAAUAGAAUAUUUCAAGUCAUGGAUAAGAAUAAAGACGACCAAUUGACGUUUGAAGAGUUCCUGGAAGGUUCUAAAGAAGAUCCAACAAUUAUACAGGCCUUGACAUUGUGUGACUCGGGGCAAGCCUAGAUGACUUUUCAAUAUGGAUGUUUAGUUUGGCCUUACUUUCUCAAAUCUUUUCAAAGUCAUUUUUUUAAAUCCCAUCAUCUAGUCCCUUUUGCCCCUCAGAUACAAACAAACAAACAAAUGAAAUCCUUCAUUUUGAUUGGUUAAUUUGAACUAACUGCGUGUUGAUUGGUUAAUCUUCUCCACACUAUGUUUUCUAUAAUGUCAAUGCAUACAUGGCGAUAUGUUUUAUUUUACAUACAUGUUGAUGUCAUUUUUUUUUAAUUAUGGAGCUCAACUGUUGCCAAUUAUGUGUGGAUUUUAAUUUAGAUGUGUUUGAAUUUUUUAACGUUCUUUAUAAUGCUUUGAGAGUCUGUUAAAAAAAAAAGUAGCUCUGGUUAACUUAGCGACUUUGCCAAACAAAAAAUCUAUUUUUAAAAAUGUGACUAAAGGGCUGCCACCUAGUUGUGCAGACGGUGGAUUUGUUUUACCCUGUCCCGGAAGUUGCCAAAAGAGAAAGAAAUUUAUUUCCCUUGAGCUUUUCUACAAGUCUUAAAAUCACUUUGCCGUCUUGUCCAGCUUUACAGGGCAAGAUGGGCUUCACAGCAAGUCAUUAAGUAAUGAAAUAGAUUGUCUGGACUUGGCAAAACUGUUCUAAUUAAACGGGCAUUGUGUUGCGGAACCGAGGAAAGUCGCCGAGUGGCUAUGAGCAUCACCUAUGUGUAAAGGCUUGUCUAAACUGGACACUAAACUAAUAUCUCUAUUCAAACGUAACUUACAAGUUAGUUUAUGUUUUUGUGCUGUUGGAAAUUGUGAAAAAUACGACAAAGGGCAGCAACCAGCUGAUUUAAGACUUUUGCAAAAUUCUAUAGUUAGCGAACCUAGGGAAUACAUUUUCCUUUAUAUCAGACUGUCACAUAGGUCCUAGAACAAAAACAUGGUAAAUACCGGUAUUCAAUAUUGGUGCAGUCAAGCACACGUUUUUAUCUAAGCGACCUAAUUUAAAAGAUAAAUAAUAUCAAGUGGUCUGAUUAAUGAAUAUGUAUGAUACUGAAGCAAUGCACGCCAUAUCGGAGGAAAUAUCGGGUAAAACAAGUGUCCCCAUUCGUCAUAUGUAUUUAGAGGUUAAAUAAAGCAGACAGCAUAAUUUUAUCCUUACAUAUAUAAACAAAUAUUUAUACAUCAAACCUUUAAAAGUUGUUUUUGUUUUGCAUUUUGAAAUUGAAAAAGAAUGCAAUUUUUUUUUGGAUAAACAAAUAAAAAUACUUCUAUGUGAAUUGUAAAAGAAAGGUAAAUGUUUUAAAAUCAAGCAUGUAUAUCAUAAAAAUAGAAAUCAACCAAGCUAAAUUGUUUCGUAUGUCUGCGAGCUUGUUUUUAAUAUCUAAACAUUCGCUUGAU